GCGAGUUUCUACGACUGUUUAAAAGUUAAUAUUAAAAGUUAUUCGGAAUAGUUCACGUGUCUUAUCGUGAGUUGCGCGUCUCUUGUAGAAUAUUACAUUCGAUAUAUAAUUAAAGCUGAAUUUCAUAAGACAGCCUUAAACGAAAUUUUAAAAUAUGGAUCAGUUGUAUACAGAUUUGCUUAAUGUGGGCUACGAUGGUCAGUCUUUAGAUAAGGAUGCAUUCAAUAAAGUUUUCAAUAAAGGCCCACCAAAUAUGUAUUUUAUUGAUAUAAUUAGCUGGUUGUGUUCCCAGCUUAAUUCUCUAUGCGAUUUGGAAAGUCAUGUUAGUUCUGUUGAUGAAGAAGAUUUGGAAGCAAUUGGAUUCUUAGUAGAAAUUAGUUCUUUGUUAAAAGAAUUAGGUUGUCCAAUAAAGAAACUAACAAGUGGACCUGUUGAAGAGAGAUUAUUUGAACCAAAGGAUAAGGUGCUUGCUAUUAUGUAUCUUUGUCAAGAACUUGAAGCUGGAAAGAUUUUGCGUUCUAAAAAACCCCAAAAGAAAGAAACUAUGCAAAUUGAAUUGAGUGAAUCCAAAACUGCCAAAGAGUUAAGAGAAAUGUUGAUAUCUCUCGGAUUUGGAAAACCUCCUGAUAAUAUUACACCCCAGAAGCUUUUCACUGAAGUUGAGAAAAAACUUAAAAUGCUUAGUCAACCCCUUUCACCUAAAGAUGUUGUUGGAGAACUUUUGUUUUCUGGAUAUUUAACAGAGAAGCAAUGGUUUCAACUUGAGAAACUAUAUCAGGAAGUUUAUACAGAAUAUAAAAAUCGAAGAAAUCUGCUCCUCACUCGUUUAGAUGUAACAGUUAGAUCAUUUUUCUGGUCUGACAGAUUAAAGAGUAAAGCUGGAGAAAUAAUGAAUAAAUAUAACAAAGAAAGGAGUGGGAUAAGCGAUGAGCCUGCAGUGAAAAUCUCUGAUGUUCUUGCUGCUACUGCUGAUUUGGCUAUUGUGGAAAAAACUAGCAGUGCAUCUGUGAGAAAAAAUACCAAGUCUUCUGUGAAUAAAGUUAUUAUUCCUGCAGUUCCUGACAGAGGAGGUCGUCCAGAAGAGCAACAACCUCCACCGCCUGAAGUACCAAGUUGGCAGAAAAAUGAUAGUUCAUCAAGAGGUGGUAGGGGUGGCCAGCAGAGUUCUAACACUUAUAAAAACAUGGGUGACAGGGACAGGGAUCGUUUUCAGAAUGAUAAUCGUUCGUCUAAUGACAAUUACCAGAGAGGUGGAAAUUAUAAUAAUAUCAAUAAUAAUAGUAAUAGUAAUAGAGGUAAUUAUUCAAGAGUCAGUGAUUAUAGCUCUCCUGCUUAUCAACCAAUGUAUCAACAACCGAUUCAGUAUUGUGGCCAGAUGGGAAACCCACAAUUUGGAUUUGGUGGAUAUAUGCCUGCAGGUGAUAAUUUUCAACAAUAUGGAAUGAGUGAUGGAAUGAAUCCGUAUCAACCAAGGCCCAGCAAUCAGUCUGGUCAUAGACAAAGAGGUGGUUAUAGUGGUGAAAGGGGUGGUAGAUCGUACCGUGGUCAAGGACGCGGUCGUGGUGGCAGAUACUAAAAAUUAGCUAAUUAAUUACUGUAAUUUUUUUAAAUAUAUGUUGAUUAAUUUAGAAUUUUGCAUAUAAAUAAUAUAUACUAAGUUUUGAAAGCUAGGCAUAAUUAUGUUUCAUAACCCCUAUAUAUUUCUAUAAAUGCUAUGGAAUAUUACGUAUUUUUCAUUUUUCCUGUUUUCAGUUUUUUGGAUGCUUUGAGUUGUUUCUAUCUAUCAAUUAUUUUAAUCUGGCAUUUACUAGCGCCAUGAAUUUUAUUUAAAUGUCUUCAUUUUAUUGUAUGUUACAUUUUGUUGAUCAUAGUAUUUCUUCCUCUGUUUAUGAAACAGUAAUUAGUUUUUAUUGUUAAUUAAUUGGUUGAUAUUUUCUAAAUAUUAACGAGUAUAAGUAAAUGUAAAUUAUUUAUAAAUGUUAAGUAAAUCAACUCUUAAAUUAAUGUUUUUAAACUGUAAAAUUUUGCAGGUUGUCUUUGCUUUUUAAAAAAAUUACUAGGAUUUAUGGAAUUCUCAGAAAAAAGUUACAAAUUUCAUUGAUUUUACUCCAUAUUUGUCAAUAUCACUAUAUGAAUCCAAAAAGGCUAAAGAUCAUCCAAUAGUUGUUGAAAAUAUUUUUCUUGGCCAUCCUUAAUAGUCACAGCUUAUGUUUUUAAGUUGUUCUUGAAAUAUUUGAAAUAAAAUCUGGAUAGUGAUUACAUAUUUAUAAUGCAUUCAUUCUAAAAAGAUAAUUUCAGUAUAAAUUUUAUAAGCAUCUUGAAUACAUUCUGAAAUUCUUAAAUGAAAAAUUAUCUGUAUCUUUUAUAUACGAUUCUUUUGAAAUCAUUAUUAGGAAAGGCAUUUAUUUUAUAUUACUAUUUAUUUGUUUGAAUUACCUAGACAUUUUCAUUGUUUUAUUACUUGUUUUGGCUAUAGUAAUCUAUUUAUUUUGUAUUUAUUUGCAUUUGUAUGAUACAUAUCAAAUAUUAGUUCUUUAAUUUUCCUGCUUUAUGAAUUUUUUUGUACAUAUGGAGAAGAAUAGACAAAUUACAUAAUCGUUUUUAAGACUUCAUUAUCUUGUUGUAUUAGCUUAUCAAAUUUUAUUUAUUUGUUGUUAGAAACUAAAAAUUUAUAAUGGACUCGCAUAGUUGAAAUUAAGCUGAAUUAUUUAUCUUGGUAUAAUAUGUAGCAUUUGACCUCUAUUUCUUACGAUCACCUUUAUUUAUGCAUGAUAUGCAGUUUUUUUUUAAUUCUUAAAAUUAUAGGCAUUAUUAAUAUUACAAAACUAUACGAGGCUCAAAAAAUAAGGUAACGAAUCUUCUUAGAGAAAAAGUUUAUUCAUAAAAUUAUAGAGAUAGGCAAAGGUGAAGAAGCAUUGAUACAUAUUACUUUUUCACAUAGUCAUUAUGGUCGUUGAUUUACCAAUGGCGCACAUGUUUCAAUCUAUCUAAACUGGUGUAGAAGAAAUCCUAUAAUUUUCGCUUUCUUUUUUUUGGAAGCCUGCUUAUUUAAAAAGAUAUGUCGUAACUUAUUUAAAUAAAAUUCAGAUAACUAUUAAAAAUGUCAUUCUAUUUAGAUAGAAAGGUAUUUUUUGGAAUUAUAAUUUAAUUGUAUUUGCUUGUGAUAUAUUUUUUACAGUAUUUCUCACAUCUAAGUAGACCAGCUAUAAUAAAUUGUGUGUGCUUCUAUAAAAUAAUAAUUAUUCAGCUAAACUUUUGAUUGUUUUUGUUAUUUUUGUUUAUAGUUGUAUGUAUCAGUAAACAUAAAAAAGGGACAUAAGAAUUU
Molecule: messenger RNA, 3325 nt
Organism: Argiope bruennichi
Lineage: Eukaryota; Metazoa; Arthropoda; Arachnida; Araneae; Araneidae
Product: protein FAM98A-like
Exons: 10
Coding region: 155-1576 (473 amino acids)
Cellular component (GO): tRNA-splicing ligase complex
Source: RefSeq, a predicted model, not a curated record